AUUAACGUAAACUAAUUUUUAUUUUGAAAAGUUUCAAACUAUUUAAAGUGGCUUACAGUCUUUUGUGAUUAUUGUAAACGCCAACAACCACUACAAUUUACAACCGAUUACUACUAUAAAACUGUCAGACCCUGUAAUACUCUUGUCUACAAAGAAAAUUGUUUACCCUCCCAAUUUGGUACAAAUGCCAUAUUUUACCAUUCGUUCAAUCUAAAGAUUUAGGUGUUUGUUGGUCUCAUUUAAAAUGAUUCAUGUAGAUUUUUUAACAUUAAUAUUGAUUCUUAGUCAAAGUUAAUUCCUAACUCGUAUAAUAAAGAGAAUAUAAUUGUAUGUAAAAAGUCAUAUUCAACUUUCCAUUCCAAAUUACUCUGUAUAUACUAAGAAGGUUAUUUGCGAUCCAGCAAAUAUGACAACAUCAUAAUAUGAUUUAUCAUUCGUUGAAUCUAACGAUUCUUAAAGAUUUGGACAUUUUUUUUCUUGUUUCAGUUGCUUCAUGCAUAGAUGACAGAUUUAUUAACAUUAUUAGCAAAUAGUGCAAAUUUGCAAAGCUCCUAAAAGACAAUUGGCUGUCAAAUUAUAUAUGUUCACUAUUACAUCUUUUGAUAAAUAACUGUUUCCUUUCUAAAGUAUGUAUUUUUAAAAAGAAAUAAUAUUCUUUUAAAAAUUUGUAGUCAAUAAUUUAAAAUUUAUUCUUAAUCAAAAAUUAUUUUCAAAAUAAUAUAAUAGAUGGUUUCCAUUCAACUCGUUGAUUUUAAAACUUAUUUAUUUGCUAAGAAUAUUACCUGUGACUCAAAUAAUUUGACAUAUAUAAUUUACAAUUCGCCGAACCUAAAUAUUCAUUUUUAUUAGUUAGAAUGCUUUAGGAAUGAAUUUAUCGACAUUAUCAAUUAGUGCCAAGUUACAGAACUCUUGAAAAAAGUAUUUGAGAUUUUCAUUCGCUUGAAGCAUAAGCGGAAAUUUCAAGUUAGUCGGUUUAUAAAUAAAUCAGAAACCUUAAAUGUUAUAGUUAAAAGUAAUUGAAAAUUGUUAAAAAGAAGAAAUUAACAAGAAAUAUCAAAGUGGUGUUAUUCAAUCAUGUAUUUUAAUAGAGUUUAAAUCUAAAGACAAUCCACUAUUAUUCAAAUGACGAUUAUAAAUUCAAUUUUAAAAUCUAGUGUUGUUCAAUGAAUGAUUUAAAUUCAGUCUUUGAAAUCUAGUGUUAUUCAACUUUUAAGAAUUUUAUAAUUUUUUGUAUUUUGGAUUGAUUUCAAAUCAUUUUUUAUGGAGUCUCAUGAGUAAAUGAUUGAGUUCAAUGCAUACUGAAGAGAUUUUAGAAUCCAUCGACUCAAAAUAUCUUAAAAUAAAUAAAUUUGAUAGAUUACAAAACAUUAAUAAUUGAUUUUAAAUCACUAAUUGAAUAGCAUCCCCUCAAAUGUGGUGUUAUUCAAUCAUGAAUUUUAAUAGAGUUUAAAUCUAAAGACAAUCUAUUGUUAUUCAAAUGAUAAUUAUAAAUUCAAUUUUAAAAUCUAGUGUUAUUCAAUGAAUGAUUUAAAUCCAGUCUUUGAAAUCUAGUGUCAUUCACCUUUUAAGAAUUUUAAAUUUUUUUGUAUUUUGAAUUGAUUUCAAUCAUUUUUAUGGAGUCUCAUAAAUAAAUAAUUGAACUCAAAAUCCAAUGCAUACUGCCGAGAUUUUAGAAUUUAUCAAUUCAAAACAUCUUUAAAAAAGAUUUUUUUUGAUAGAUUACAAAACAUUAAUAAUUGAUUUUAAAUCACUAAUUGGAUAACAUCCCCUUAAUGUUACUGGAUACUUGCUAUUAAAUUAUUACAUGACUUAAUUUACUUAAUUUUUUUCUGUUCCAUCUAAGUUUCCAAUCCUUCUUACACAUGUGGCAAAGAAAAAAAUGUGUGGAACCCAAAAGGUUGCAUGAUAGUGAGCAACAAGAGCUGACUGCAUUAAUUGUGAUAAAACCUCAAAAUUAUUCUAGGUGUUCGAGAGGCAUUACCAACUAAACAUGGUGAAGGGUUUAUAGUUAAAAAGUUUAUUUAAUUAAUAAUUUUCACUGAUUUAUGAAAAUAAUAAUAAGAAAAUAUUUAUGAAAAACUAGAAUUGAAAAUCUAUAGUCUCAGGUCAUGCAAACUGUUGUCGACUCAUGAGGUCAAAGAUUGGUUUCUAUAUUUGAAAUAAACCACUUAUAGAAGUUCUGUUCUGGAGACACCUCUCAGAUCAUGACUAGAUUCACAGAACCCUAUCAUGCAACCCUAUCAAGAGUGUAUAUAUAAGCACUCUCUGUAGCUUCUAACAUAUCAGAUACAAAUCCGCAAACACCUCUAUCUUUUCUUUCAAAAUUCUCCACUUUCUCUUGAUUACCACAAUGGAUUCGAGUGAUCAAGCAGACAGAAUAUCAAAUCUACCAGAUGUUCUUUUGGUCCUCAUCAUUUCAUGCUUGUCUUUCAAGGAAUGUGUUCAAACCUGUGCCCUCUCCAAGCGGUGGAGAUCUGUCUAUCUUGAGACGAGGAAUGUUUCUUUCAAGGAAACCGACUUCUGGAGCCCUUCUGUCGACGCAAAUCCCGUAAGAAAUGCUUUGGGUAGGAUUGUAUUCGUUGAUUACGUGCGUCAUUGGGUCACUAGAAUCCAUGACCAACCCAUCGAUACGUUAGAGAUCUCUAUCUCGUAUCCGAAGACUUACUUGGAUCUGAUCGAGUCUCUGAUAGCGUUCGCGGUCAGAAAAAAGGUCAAGAACUUGGUUCUUGAUUUCUCAAACCACGCGUGGAGAACCUUUCAUGAUGUAAAGUGUCAAGAUUUGGUUGUCGAAAUCCCACAAAGCGUCUAUGAUCUAACGAGUCUCGAGUCGUUGAAAGUUGCCGCGUGCAUGGACUUCGACCCCGCAAAACUAUCAAACCUAGGGAAGCUCAAAAGCGUCUCUUUCGGCUGGAUGGAACUGAAGAAUCCUGAACCUUUGCUAAAGACUUCAAGGAUUGAGAGCUUAAGUAUGAACGAUUGUUGGGGGCUUGAUUUCGAAUUGGUAUCAGGGGAUAUGAGAGAAGUUGCAAUCAAGAACUGCGACUUUUUCCUUAACUGCACCUUUGACCUCCCUAGAGUUGACAUACUCAAGUACUCGGGAGAUAUUUUACGCUUCGAGUUUGAUAAAAUGAAUACCAUCAUAAGCGAAGUUGAAUUUGAUUUCCGGGUGUUGGACAAUAAAAUUGAUGAAUCAAACGAUCCGAACACCGCAGAAGGAGGAAUGCUUUGUCAUCUUCUUAAUAAUCUCCUUGAUAAUGGUGGUCGAUCUGCUACGACCUUAACGGUCUGUCCGUUUCUACUCAAGGUAUGUCUUUAGAUUUACAUUACAUUUUCACACAUUUGGUCAUUCAGUGUAGGUUCAUUUUAAAUUCAUGGUUCUUUGAAAUUUUUGAAUACUUUUGCCAUGUGGUAGUAAUUGUUCCUAGUGAAAAGAAAUUAUAUUGAAUAUUUAGAUGCUGUAUAAACAGAUUAGAUAUUAGUAGUUUGUGAAAUUUAUUAGGUUAAGUGUGUAUGUGUGUCUCUCAGUGUUUGCGAAAUAUAGUAUUGAGAGUUUUGUAGGAAUUAUAUUUUGAUCAAAAAAAAACAAUGAGAUUUUUUUCUAUUAAAUAGAAAAUAGUUUUUGCUAAAUUUUUUUUUUGAUAUUUUCUAUACUCUGGUAAAUAUUUUAUAUAUUAUAUUUUAAAAAGUAACAACUCCUAUAAAACAAACAAAAUUCGUUUUUAAUUAAAACUCACAUAAGUUGAUUUUUGGUUUUUGUUCUUAAAUGAUCAAACAAAAUUGAAACUACUUUUCCUAAAUUUUAGGAAAUCUACUUAUUAAAAAUUUGGU
Molecule: messenger RNA, 3828 nt
Organism: Brassica napus (rape)
Lineage: Eukaryota; Viridiplantae; Streptophyta; Magnoliopsida; Brassicales; Brassicaceae
Product: putative F-box/LRR-repeat protein At1g56400
Exons: 1
Coding region: 2351-3316 (321 amino acids)
Molecular function (GO): protein binding
Source: RefSeq, a predicted model, not a curated record